GCCAAUAAAUCCCCUCUUAUUGUGAGUGUCGGUGAGUCGGUCACAUACAGGGCAAUAUAAUCAAAAGCUUAGAAAUCCAAAAACAAUAUGUAAAAAUGAUAGGCUAUGGUAAAUCAAUCGCAACUGUAAUAAUCUUGCUUUCAACAAUUUUCAUCACAUACACAAUCACAUUCCAAACUAUCGAUUUUAAAUCACAUUUAUCUUUUUUCACCGUGUUACCAAAAUCAAAAUUACCGCCAUGCCGUUCCGGAUCACCACUUAGGGUUUUCAUGUACGAUUUACCUCACAGAUUUAAUGUCGGUUUAAUGAACGGUAACUUCACCGGAAACGCUACUUUUGCGGUCACCGCUUCCAAUAUUCCGGCGUGGCCGAAAUAUGCGGGGUUGCAUCAGCAACAUAGUGUUGAGUAUUGGUUAAUGACGUCAUUGUUGUAUGUAGAUAAUAAUAAUAAUAAUAGUGAGGUGGUUAGGGUUUUGAAUGGUGAUGAUGCUGAUGUGUUUUUUGUUCCGUUUUUUUCGUCUUUGAGCUUUAAUAAGUUUGGGAAUAACAUGACUGAUCCUGAUAAUGAAUUCGACCGGCAAUUGCAGGUUGAUAUCCUUAAGUUCUUAAGGAAUUCUAUCUAUUGGCAAAGAACUUCUGGAAGAGAUCAUGUAAUCCCCAUGCACCAUCCCAAUGCUUUCAGAUUUCUUCGGGAAGAGGUGAAUGCAUCUAUUCUUAUUGUAGCAGAUUUUGGCCGUUACUCCAGAAGCAUGGCAAGCUUACGCAAAGAUGUUGUUGCUCCUUAUAAGCACGUGGUGGAAUCUUAUGUGGAUGAUGAACCUCCAAACCCUUACAAGCUUCGUAAGACCCUUCUUUUCUUCCGGGGAAGAACUGUGAGAAAAUCUGAAGGCAAAGUUCGUGCUAAGCUGGAAAAAAUACUAAAAGGUUAUGAGGAUGUCCAUUUUGAAGCAAGCUACGCUACAGGAGAAGGCAUAAAUGCUUCUACCCAUGGCAUGCGGUCAUCAAAGUUCUGCUUGCAUCCUGCUGGAGACACUCCUUCCUCUAACCGUCUGUUUGAUGCUAUCGUGAGCCACUGUGUCCCUGUGAUUGUGAGUGACCAUAUUGAGCUCCCGUUUGAGUCUGAACUAGACCACUCUGAAUUCUCAAUUUUCUUAUCCGUAAAAGAAGCUUUGGUUCCUGGCUAUAUGGUUGAACAUCUCAGAAAAAUACCGAAAGAGAGGUGGCUUAAAAUGUGGAGACGGCUUAAAGAAAUCACACACCACUAUGAAUAUCAGUACCCUCCAAAGAAAGAUGAUGCAGUUAACAUGAUAUGGAGACAGGUUAGGACUAAAGUUCCCGCUGAACGACUUGCUGUAAAUAGAAACCAAAGGCUAAAAAUUACUGAUUGGUGGUGAUUAUUUUGACAUUGUCGCCAUAACCAAUUGAUGUCGUUAUGAGAGUUUGAGCUUGUGCCUGGUUGAGGCACUCCUGGUAACACGAUGUCGUGCCUGCAAACAUGAAGUUUGAGCUCUCGAUAUCUGGAUUAUCCUGAACCAAGUUUUGACUUGGAUUUGUUUGGUUGACCUUUAACACGGCUGAUGGCGGUGGCUAAUAUUCCCAUGCAUCAAUAUAUUGUACUGAUUAAUGUACAAUUGGGAAGCCACAUAUUAGAUAUGAGUACCAUCAAGAAUUUCUUGGCUCUUUCCCUGAACGUUAAAAGCAUAUAAUAUAAUUUUCUUGGAAUGUAGUUUCAUUAAUAGUGCAAAAAGAUGUACUGUAUUAGUAUAAAUGAAGUCAUUGUUGUGUUUUUUUUUUCUUCUUUA
Messenger RNA from Erigeron canadensis, 1802 nucleotides. Its product is annotated as probable arabinosyltransferase ARAD1. The record is from RefSeq and is a predicted model, not a curated record. Gene Ontology annotation, molecular function: glycosyltransferase activity. NCBI's taxonomy places the organism in Eukaryota, Viridiplantae, Streptophyta, Magnoliopsida, Asterales, Asteraceae. The coding region runs from base 96 to 1394 and encodes 432 amino acids. The transcript has 4 exons.